This is a messenger RNA of Raphanus sativus (radish), 1357 nucleotides long. RefSeq names its product transcription factor MYB34. The transcript is spliced from 3 exons. Lineage: Eukaryota; Viridiplantae; Streptophyta; Magnoliopsida; Brassicales; Brassicaceae. The record is from RefSeq and is a predicted model, not a curated record. Bases 335 to 1234 code for a protein of 299 amino acids.
CCUGUCCGAGAGAGAGAGAGAGAGAGAGAGAGAGAGAGUAAAAGAACACCCAUUGCUCGAAUUUAAGAAAUCUCAUCUAUAAUGAUAACUCCUCGUCAAAAGAGUGUCUCAGUGAGUACAAUCUUCAGGUGUCUUUUGGUUUUGAUCAAACGUUCUAUUGAUGAGUUCUUUUUUCUUGCUCUUUUCUAAUGAUAAAAUCUCUUUUCUGGUUAAUUUCACUUAAGUAAAAAAUUAAAGAGUCUUUCUUUCUUUCAUAGGUCUCUAGCUAGAGUUUCUAUUAGGUUUUAUAUUAAUAAAUAAAUAAAGUCAAAAGACUCAAGAAGAAGAACUAGAUAUGGUGAGAACACCAUGUUGCAAAGAAGAAGGAAUAAAGAAAGGAGCUUGGACUCCUGAAGAAGAUCAAAAGCUUAUUGCUUAUGUUCAACUACAUGGUGAAGGUGGAUGGCGUACUCUCCCAGAGAAAGCUGGAUUGAAGAGAUGCGGGAAGAGUUGUAGACUGAGAUGGGCUAAUUAUCUAAGACCCGACAUCAAGAGAGGAGAGUUUACUCCUGAAGAAGACGACACUAUUAUCAAGCUUCAUGCUCUUAUGGGUAACAAGUGGGCCGCAAUUGCAAGUAGUUUGGCGGGACGAACGGACAACGAUAUUAAAAAUUAUUGGAACACAAACCUCAAGAAGCGUUUAAAACGAAAAGGUAUUGAUCCAAUCACUCAUAAACCGAUCAAUCCAACCGGUUUUCAACCAAUAAACCAUAAACUCGGUUCAUCCGGUUCUGCAAGGCUUCUUAACCGGGUCGCAAGGAAAUACGCGGGAGACUUAAACCGGGAACUACUUACCGGAAUCAUCAUCAGAAACUCCACAAUUAUCGCUGAUGGUUCACGAAACUCCUGUGAGGUUCACUCCCCGACCACCACAUUGCUCAACAAAACGGCAGCAAUAUCAAAUGCUGUCACAUUGAAUAUGUUCAAUAAUACCUCGACAUCUUCCAGCUGUUCUUUCUCCAGUGACCUUGACGUAUUGUUUAGCAACGAAGAGAUGGAUAAUGUUGCCCUUAUGGGAGAGUUAAAGAGUAUUCUUAGUUACGGCAGUGCUGACGCGGGAGAUAAUUCGCCGGAGUUUAACGUAACUGACGAGAUGGACUUUCUUGAUUCUUGGAAUGAAGAAGACGAUUUGGAGAAGUUUGUGAGUUCAUUAGAUUCCAAGACUGGUUUAUUUAUGAGUUUAUCUGAAGAAUGACGAGCCAAAAACGCAACCAAUGACAUGUUGGUUUAGGUGUUGUAAUAAAACUAAAAAUAAAACCAAUUAUACGUUGGUCAGGCGUUGUAAUAAAACUACAAAUAAAUGUGUUUCUCGUGAUUA